Messenger RNA from Gambusia affinis (western mosquitofish), 1215 nucleotides. Its product is annotated as GTPase IMAP family member 8-like. The transcript has 5 exons. The record is from RefSeq and is a predicted model, not a curated record. NCBI's taxonomy places the organism in Eukaryota, Metazoa, Chordata, Actinopteri, Cyprinodontiformes, Poeciliidae. The coding region runs from base 1 to 1215 and encodes 404 amino acids. Gene Ontology annotation, molecular function: GTP binding.
AUGCGGCGGAGCAGCAGCAACGAACUGCUGCCACCGAACAUGUCUGAAGCCAGGCUUGUUCUUCUGGGAGGCAGCUGGUCAGAAAAAUGUUCAGUUGGAAACUUAAUACUGGGGAACACUGGAUUCAACUCAAGGGAAGAAUCAAACGUCUCCGUAAGAGUCCAAAGAAAGAUUCAGGAGAAAAAUCUGUUUGUCAUUAACACACCAGAUCUGUUUAACUCCAGAACACCUGAAGCAAAACUUAAAGAACAAGUAGAACAUUGUGUGAGACUUUGUUCUUCUGGUGCUCAUCUCUUCCUGCUGGUUGUACAACCUGAAAAAUUCCCUGAGGAAACAAAAAAGCGACUCUACAAAGUCCUUGAACUGUUCAGUGAUCAGUCCUUUGACAGUGCACUGGUUGUGAUCCCAACAUCUAGCCAGAGGAAUCCAAGUUUCAAUCAACCCCUACAGGACCUGAUCAGAAGAUGCAGAAACAAUUCCUUCAUUCUGAGGGAAGAUGGACGACACGAGCUGCUCGGGACGAUCGGAGACUUUCUGGUGAAGAGAAAUGAGAAACAGCAAAUAAAACAACAUCCAGUAAUGAAACAUCAAAGACAAGCUGCUCCAGCUUCUGGUGCUGGCCAACAUCUCAGAGUCAUGCUGUUUGGAGCGACUCUGUCCACCAAGACUCAACUCUGCAACUUCAUCAUUGGGAAAAAAAGUUUUUCAGCCUCGUCCCUUCAGGCCAAGCCAGUGGAGUGGGGGAAGUGGAAUGGAAACGACAUCAUUAUUGUAACGACUCCAGAGAGUCAGAAGGGAAAAGUGGUGAAAGAGGAGCUGAGGAGCUGCAUGGAUCUCUGUCCUCCUGGACCAAAUGUUCUGCUGCUGGUGAAACCUUCAGACUUCACAGAGAAAGACAGACAGACUCUGAAGGCCACCCUGAGUUUGUUUGGAGGCUGGGAACCGACCACCCCAGCCCGACCUCCAGAACACUACGGAGCUUUUAACCCCUGCCACAAAGGACAAGGCGCCACUUACAACCCAAGGACCCUCCUAACACCUCUGGGCUGUGAAAGCUGCGACGUGCGUGGCAAGGCCCUGGCGGCAGCUAGGGACCUUCACCUGAGAAUAGGAGGCUGGGAACCCGACUUGACCCACGCCCGACCUGAGAAGGGCACACGGGCCCAGCUGCCACAAAGGACAAGCGGCGCCUGCGGUGGCAAGGCCCCGAGCUAG